UUUUUUUUUUUUUUUUUUGGGGGGGGCAAUAAUCCACCAGUACUCAAGGUCAACAAAAGCUUGCGAAAAGAUAUCUCAGGUGAGUUUGCUGGCGAGACUGGGGAUGACAGUAAACAAACGGACUGCGAGGAACAUAGGCAGCAGGGAGGGAGACCAAAACCAUAAGACAUAAAUCAUGAGUAUUGUCUCCUGGUUAUGGCGCAUAUGUGUAGUUAUUGCUUACUGUAGUGGACGUUUAAGUCAUGUCCUGUUUUUGUGUUUUCCUUCUCGAAGCGCACAUGAAUGCCUGUAGCUUUUUCUUUAGUAAAUGUUUAGCAAUUGUUGUAGUCCUAUUCUCUAUUAUCAGUGUUUGUCAUUGUUUUGUAUUUGUGCAAGUCUUGUGCGUUUAAAUGUUUAUAUGUUUAGUGUUUUUAUGAUUCACAUACAUUUAAGCAUAUUAAGUGUCUGCGUUCAUUCUUGCUUUGACCAAAUCGUAUACACAAUAUCAGUGUGUAGUUUAUGUCAGUUUGUGAAUGUGUAAUAACCCAUGUGUUUGUUCUUGCUGGCUUCACCUCACAACUGGUCGUCCUAUCGACCAUCCUUGUCUUAGAAAGCUUAAAACACAACAAAAAUAAGGGUAAAAAUCACCAACAUUCAGCCCUGACAUCAAGCCAAAGACGACCCUCUUCUUGCGCGGAGUCCAGGGUUCGAGGCCAACCACGACCACCCAACUAUGUUUCAGAUCGUGACGACCUUAGGCUCAGAGUCUGUGUCCAGCUUCACCUCAGCCGAAGACGUCCGGAUGCUCCUGGGGCAGAGUGUGCUCCAGCCCCACAGCAUGUAGUGAGGCAGCUCAGGGGCGCCGCCGCCACACCAUUACCUGUAUUAUCGGUUUAUUAGGGCGAGACGUGCAGGGACGAACGCACAAGCCCGGAGUUAGCACGAAGGCAGGGCUCCGGCCGCAAGAUCUCCUCGGCCUCAGCGCCCUCACCAGCAUCCCGCACAGUCUGUAGACAUCGCCGCCGAAGAAGUCCCCGAAGAAGUCCCUCUCGUGUCCGAUUACCUCCGAUACGACCCGCGUGGUUGUCUCUCCCCCAGUUUGUUAACACGGCUCUGGCAGUGUUUUGUUUGUUGUUAGGAAGUGUGUUUUUUUUUUUUUCCUCGUUUUUAAUAUCUUCCAUUUUACGUGUUUUUUUUAUACCUUUCUUUUUAAAUGUUUCGUUUUUGUAUUUAAAUCCUGGAGAAUAGAGGAUGAUAAAUUCCGUUUAACAGGAGAGAAUUUGAGAUCAUGUGUUUUGUGAUAGUUUCAGAUCACCAUUUUUAGCAUAACUUCUUUCAUCAAAAGACUGCUGCAUUUUGAGUGGCAGAAACUGUAAAUAGAAUCCAUUCUUAAGUCGCUAAAGACCCACAACAAUCAUUAGAGCAUCACUUCUCUUUUUUUUUGACAUUCCUAAUAACAGUAAUGAUAAUUCCCAAUACAAAGGUGUGAUAAUGACUUUAAUAUUUAUUCACAUUCACCGUUGAUCAUCCGUCCCUUGUAAAAGUGUAAAGCCCCAUGGUAAAUGUUCA
Penaeus vannamei (Pacific white shrimp) is the source of this 1548-nucleotide messenger RNA. The record is from RefSeq and is a predicted model, not a curated record. NCBI's taxonomy places the organism in Eukaryota, Metazoa, Arthropoda, Malacostraca, Decapoda, Penaeidae.